Molecule: messenger RNA, 2600 nt
Organism: Thamnophis elegans (Western terrestrial garter snake)
Lineage: Eukaryota; Metazoa; Chordata; Lepidosauria; Squamata; Natricidae
Gene: JAKMIP3
Product: Janus kinase and microtubule interacting protein 3
Exons: 21
Coding region: 60-2600 (846 amino acids)
Molecular function (GO): microtubule binding; kinase binding
Source: RefSeq, a predicted model, not a curated record
AUGAGAACGGAAGGUUCUUUCUGCCUGGGCCUUUAUCCCUCUCGCCAGACCGUCUCACGAUGUCAAAGAAGGGUGCCAGCUUUCGAGCUAAAGGAGAAAAACCGGACGCUUUGGCCGCCUUGCAAGCUGCUAAUGAAGAGCUCAGGGCGAAGCUCACAGACAUUCAAAUUGAACUUCAGCAAGAAAAGAGUAAGGCCAGCAAAUUGGAGAGGGAGAAAAACCAAGAAACUAGGCAGAUUAAAGAACACGAACAGCAUAAAAACACAGUCAUUGUAACGGAACUCAAGGCUAAACUUCAUGAGGAAAAAAUGAAAGAGCUCCAGGGUGUUCGCGAAGGACUUUUGAGGCAGCAUGAGGCUGAGAUUCUUAGAGUUAUCAAAAUUAAAGAUAAUGAGAUUCAGAGACUCCAAACCUUACUUAACGCUGUACGAGAUGGGACACCUGACAAGGUUAAGACGGUGCUCUACUCCGAAGCAAAAGAAGAGGCCAAGAAAGGAUUUGAAGCGGAGAAAAUUAAAAUGCAGCAGGAAAUUUUGGAACUGAAGGGGGCAAAGAAACAAGUGGAGGAAGCUUUAUCGGUAGUCAUUCAAGCUGACAAAAUAAAAGCAGCAGAGAUAAGGAGCGUUUAUCACCUACAUCAAGAAGAAAUCACCCGAAUAAAGAGAGAUUGUGAUCGGGAAAUUCGCAAGCUGAUGGAGGAGAUCAAAUUUAAAGACAGAGCAGUCUUCGUGCUGGAAAAAGAGUUAGGGGUUCAAGCUGGGCAAACUCAGAGACUUCAACUCCAAAAGGAGGCUUUAGAUGAACAGCUGUCCCAGCUCAGAGAGGCCGACCGGCAUCUGAGUAGCCCCAAGCGGGAACUUCCUCAUCCAAGUGGUGCAGGAGACACUUCAGAUCACUCAGGAAGCCCUGAACAGCAGCUGGAUGAAAGGGAUGCUCGGCGUUUCCAACUUAAAAUAGCCGAAUUAAGCGCCAUCAUCAGGAAACUCGAAGAUCGGAAUGCGUUACUGUCAGAGGAACGAAAUGAACUUGUGAAACGUGUACGAGAAUCUGAGAGCCAGUACAAACCACUGCUUGACAAAAAUAAACGUCUAAGUAGGAAAAAUGAGGACUUAUCCCACACCUUACGUCGUAUGGAAAACAAACUCAAAUUUGUAACGCAAGAGAACUUAGAAAUGAGGCAAAGAGUGAGGACGAUAAGAAGGCCAAGUUCUUUAAAUGAUCUUGAUCAAAAUCAAGAUGAAAGGGAAGUUGACUUUUUGCGGUUGCAGAUCAUGGAGCAGCAGAAUAUCAUAGAUGAGCUUUCAAAGACUCUAGAAACUGCCGGCUACGUGAAGAGUGUAAUCGAGCGUGACAAGCUUUUAAGAUACAAGAAACAAAGGAAGAAAUUUGCAAAAUUUCCCAAGAAGCCAGUGGUGGAAACAUUUUUUGGGUACGAUGAAGAAACAUCUCUUGAAUCGGAUGGCUCUUCAAUCUCAUAUCAAACGGAUCGAACAGAUCAAACUCCUUGCACGCCAGACGAUGACCUGGAAGAGGGCAUGGCAAAAGAAGAAACGGAGUUAAGAUUCAGGCAACUGACAAUGGAAUAUCAAGCUUUACAGAGAGCGUAUGCACUGUUGCAAGAACAAGUUGGAGGAACGUUGGAUGCUGAGCGAGAAGUUAAGACUCGUGAGCAGCUUCAGGCAGAAAUCCAGAGAUCCCAAGCUCAAAUAGAGGAUUUAGAAAAGGCACUUGCUGAACAAGGACAGGACAUGAAGUGGAUUGAAGAAAAACAGGCUUUAUACAAAAGAAACCAAGAGCUUGUGGAAAAGAUAAAACAAAUGGAAAUAGAAGAAGCUCGGUUAAAGCAUGAUGUUCAGGAUGCUAAAGAUCAAAAUGAACUGUUGGAAUUUAGAAUAUUAGAACUUGAGGAGAGAGAAAGAAGAUCACCAGCAAUUAAUUUUCAUCACAUUCCUUUUACGGAAGGGAAGAGCCCCCUCCAAGUCUACUGCGAGGCAGAAGGAGUAACAGAUAUACUAGUAGCAGACUUGAUGAAAAAACUGGAUAUUUUAGGGGAUAACGCCGUAAGUAACUUAACGAAUGACGAGCAAGUUAUAGUCAUACAAGCAAGGACAGUUUUGACACUGGCAGAAAAGUGGCUACAACAGAUAGAAGUUACAGAAUCAGCACUCCAACAAAAGAUGAUAGACUUAGAAAAUGAAAAGGACCUAUUUAGUAAACAAAAGGGGUAUCUGGAUGAUGAAUUGGAUUACAGGAAACAGACUUUAGAUCAAGCACACAAGCACAUUUUGGAAUUGGAAGCUAUGCUCUACGAUGCUCUACAGCAGGAAGCAGGAGCCAAAAUGUCAGAAAUACUGUCAGAUGAAGAGAGAGAGAAGUUGAAGAAUGCUGUGGAACAAUGGAAACGGCAGGUUAUGAGUGAACUCCGAGAAAGGGACUCCCAGAUUCUCCGAGAAAGGAUGGAGCAUAUUCAACAUGCACAGCAGAGAAUUAAGGAGCUAGAAGAAAGAAUUGAAGCUCAAAAAAGACAAAUAAAGGAAUUGGAAGAAAAGUUUUUAUUUUUGUUUUUAUUUUUUUCUCUAGCUUUCAUUCUUUGGUCCUAG